This is a messenger RNA of Arctia plantaginis, 2004 nucleotides long. The record is from the annotation of a GenBank genome assembly. NCBI's taxonomy places the organism in Eukaryota, Metazoa, Arthropoda, Insecta, Lepidoptera, Erebidae.
AUGGGGCCGAGCACGGUUUUAACUAAAGGGGAAGAAGACAUUUUGGAAAAGUGGAUAUUAGCGUUAUCUGAAAGACAUAUUCCACUGACAAAAGAUUCGCUACUAGACAGUGUGCAAAAAAUAAUAAUUGAUCAAAACAGACCAAAUCCUUUUACAAACAAUAGGCCCAGCAAGAAGUGGUUUCAGUCGUUCAUGAAGAGACAUCCAAACUUGACACAAAGAGUGCCAGACAACUUGUCAAGAGCUCGAGAUAAUGUGUCUGAAAAUAACAUCAGGACUUGGUUUACGGAGAUUGAAAGUUAUUUGGAUGAAAAUAACUUUAAAACUAUUUUAAACGACCCACACAGAAUAUUCAACGCAGACGAGACCGCAAAGACACUGGAAAGAGAAAUCCCUGAUGAAGACGAGGCUUUGUAUUUAAUUUGGGCCAAAAACAAAUCUGAAGACGCGUUGUGCCAUUCAAGUUCGGCGGAUGCUCCAACAACGUCAGACACAUUGGAACAGGCGAGGUAUCCGUCAAAUGAUGUAACCACUGCUCAAACGAACGAUGUUGUUGUAACCGAUGAAGCAAUGGUUAUACCAUCAGAUGCCGGUGACUCUGUGCCUACAGAAACUGAAGAAAUGCACUUCAACAGCAUGCGGACGGAAAAUCCACCAAAAGAUAGCAACUCCAAUGACUUAAUAGAAACUUAUUCAGCAGCACAUAUCUCGAAGAAGUCAGUAGAUGAUAACAUUGGCGUGACUCACAGUUUGCCUAUAGCAAAAACAGUCACCACUGAUGAUGAAACAUUUCCAUCUGAGUCCAUAUCAUCAACCAAUUUGCCUAAAGUAAUAGUAGAAUAUCUUCCUCAACAACUAAACUAUAACGUCAGGCAUGAUGCUGUUACCCAACCGCUUCCACCGCCGGAACGUUCUUUACCAACUGAUUUAUCUAAAGAUCCUCUAAUGCAACAACCUAACAAUAGCCCCAAGACUGAUACUGUUACUAACCAACAUGUUUUAAUACCGGAACUUACUUCACCCAUCAGUUCAGCUGAAGUAACAGGAGAUUCUCAAAAGCAACAACCUGAUAAUAACUCCACAGUUAAUACAUUACUCGAUCAAGCACUUCCACCACCGAAUCCUUCAUCUUCAUCUAGUUUCCCUGAAGUAAUAGGAAAUAACCUAUCUCAACAAUCUAUCAUUAGUACUAUGGAACCGCAGUACACAACACCACAAAAGUCUUUGGAAAAAGUUUUGGGAGUGAUUGUCCCAUCUCCUUUUAAGAGGAGUUUGUUUUGGCCGGAAAAUUGGAUGGAUAGUAAUAAGAAGAGAAUGAAACGAGAGAAAAUUCCGUCAACAGUAACUAGUAAAGCUUGGAAAGAAUAUCACGAGAAAAAGGAAACUGAGAAAAAUAAAAAACAGCAAGAAAAAGACGAAAGAGCUAGACAGAGAAUAGAAAAAAAGAAAUUAAAAGAACAGUUAACCAAUGAAAAGAACAAUAAAAGCAAGAUUAAGAAAACUAAGAAAACUUUUCAAGAAGAUUCGACUUCAGAAGAGUCAGAUGUGGAGAUUUCAUACGCUGAAAGUGAUAUUAGUUAUAAUUUCGAAGAUGACGAAGAGAAACAACCAGAAAGAGAAAAAAUAACAAAAACAAAGAAUGAAAUAGACUGUGAUUCUAUAGACUCGGAUUUAGAAAAUUUGCCCUUAAGUAAAAUUGCAUCUUCAAAUGCAACUAAACCAAAUAAAAACAGGAAGUUUUCGAUAGGAAAUUUCGUAAUAAUUAAGUAUGAAGGGGAGUAUUUGCCUGGUAAGAUAGAAAGCUUGAGAAAGAACGAGUACGAAAUAAGUACAAUGACAUUGACUACUGGAAAUUCUUUUAAAUGGCCUAACCCGCCCGAUAAAAUUUUCUAUAAGCCCAAGGAAAUAAUGGAAGUGAUAAGGGAACCUAUAUGUUUAAACAAGAGAGGGUUUUAUAGAAUUCCAGAAAUGGAUAAAUAUUUGCCAAAUAUGUAUGGCUUUUAA